GAGAUCUGGGAACUGAGUUGUUCUCAGUCGACAAGAAGCAGUCAAUAUGGCGGCCGCGCAGGUUCAGAGUGAUGAUGCUUCGAGACGAAAUGUCAAAGUUUUCGUCCAAAGGGAUUACUCGCGUGGAACCGCGUGUCGCUUUCAAAACAAGUUCCCACCCGAAUUAGAAGGAAAGCUUGAGCGUAGUCAGUUUGAGCAAACAGUAAACCACAUCAAUGGAAUCUUUGAUGAAGCUGAGAGAGUUGGUCCUCGCACAUAUCUUGAAGGCUGCUUGGGUUGUGUCACAGCUUAUCUGAUUUUCAUGUGUAUGCAGACUCAGUAUAACAAGUGUCUAAAAAGGCUAGCAGAAUAUAUAAAUGAACAGAACCAGAGUGUCUUUGUUCCAAGGGGACUGAUGAUUACUAACCCCAUGGACAGAGGACUUCGAGUUAUUGAAAUUGUGGUGGUUAACCCAUUAGAUCAGAGGUGACCAAUGAAAUCUGUCUCCAGUCCUUUGUACAUAAAUUGAUUCAGUGUGGCACUGAAUUCUGCUACUCCCAGGGACUACCAAGAGUAGCACAGAAUCUGAAAUAAGUCUGUUGGUUAUAUUCCAGCAUGCCUGCUAUAAAGCUCCUCAUAAUUAAAAUAUGUAGUAAGCUUUCUGUUUAAAACAUAUAGUUAAAAAAAACACUCUCCUUGUCAAGUCAUUAAUUAUAUAUAAAGAAAAUCAAAUCAGACAAUAAUAUUUAUCCUAAUUUGCGAUUAAAUAUUUUGCUUUAAUUUUGUUGGCCAAAAUAGGUUACAUCUGUGACUGUUUUUUCAGAUCUUUGAUACCCCUUAUUCCAAUUAGAAUUGAAGGGCUAAGUCAAGUUGAUAAGCAAUAUAUUUCAAAUGGAGAGUAGGUUCCAAUUGGAAGCAAUGCAGGCAAUGAGCUAGUGAAUGUGGACAAAAUGCGAGUAAAGGGGUAACAAUGGCAGCCUCCCACAAGCUGAUCCCCCCUCCCCCAGCAUCUGUCACACUGAUCUCUCAGUGGGGAAUAAAUAUGACAAAGAGAACUUUAAUAUCUGAACACAGGACCUCCCAGGAACCGAGAGGUGGUGGGUGGGGACAAACUGAGGGCAAAAAAGCAGCAAUGCUACUCAAAGAGAAACCACCAAGUCAAAUCUACAAGGCCAUGAUUCAAAUGUGCAUGUGCAAGGCAAUCACCUGCUGGUUGAAAACAAAUCUCCUUCCAUAUAAACUAUGAUUAUUGGAAAUCUCAUUAAAUUUAUUCAAACUUUUUCUCCUUUAACUAAGUCUGUUAGUGAAAUUCCAAUAUGGUCACUGUUCUCCUUAUGAUACGGUGUAUAUUAAUUUACUGAUAAAGUGUGGUGUCCAAAAUCAUCUGUUCUAUAUAACUUGGUAAGUAAAUACAGACUAAAAAAAACUAUCAAUGGUAAAUUUCAAAAUUUAGACCUUCUUUUGUAUUUAGUUCUUGCGGAUAUAAUUUCUGGAUCAUUUUAGCCAUCAGUUGAGGGAGCAUCCAUUAUUUAAUUAAUUAUUUUUCAUGGCUUAUUCCUUGGAUCAUCUGGGUUUUAGUUAUGAGUUGCACCGUACAUAUAGAAUGCCAAAAUAUUAAUUUUGUAUAAGUGUUAUUUUGUUUAUACAAAUUUGAUAGAAUAGUUAGCGAGUUGUGAAAUUUGUAUAUUACUUUGCUUUUAGGAGAAAGAGAAUGUGUAAUGCAAUAAAAUUAAGUCACAGGCAUUUUCAGACCCAUGGGAAGUGUUAUUUAUACCAUACUAAUUGUCAGGGCUUGAAGUGUAUUUGUGAAUACUUUACAAUAUUGAUACUGGCUUAAAUUGUCAAGGAAUAUUAAAUACCGUAUUGAAUUAGUCAAGGAAUGUUGAACAUUGGAUUAAAACCAGGAAUAUUAGAGUAAGUCAAAUUAUUCCCACAUUUUGAUUGGUUUCCACUUAUGGUGCUUUGGAGGACAGACCCACAGAUGACAUCAUGGAUUCCCUUUUUUGUUUCUUUACUAUAUAAAACAAGUAGUCUGUAGAUUCCAUGUUGCUAUGCAUCUGUGGUACAUUCUUACCACAUUUUAACAUCAUCUGUGAUGUAUUAUUUUAGGCAACAUGGAAGAUAUUUGUCUAUUGAAUACCUUUGUACAUGUAAGUACCACAUCAGGCAAUAAUCAUCUUUAUUCUGGCCUGAAAAUAGAGAUUGGUUUCUCAUGGAAAAUUGGAUUGGUAUGAUGCAUAGUAUUUAGCUUCAACGCCAAAUGAUAAGCAGUGUAUGUGAUUUCACGAUCAUGCAGUCAAAUCUGUAUUAAGUAGACAUGCUCAGGGAAUGCCCCCAUGUCCACUUAAUUAUACAGUUUUCAAAUGAAGACACUACAACCAAAAAUAUUUCUGCUAAAAAAAACAAACUCUAAGCUGUCAGUAGUGGAAUGCCAAAUAACUAAGAGCAACAAGGGUAUAAGGAACUGUUUCUUUUUCUGCCAUAUUGUAGGAGCUUAAUGCCUUUGAUUAGAAAAUACUAGUUACAUUUAUUUUCUUUUGAUGAUUCAACUUUCAUGUACUAUAUGGCAUUUAGCAAACGCUACUGAUACAAGCUAAGCUGUCAGUGAAGACUGUUUUAGAAAUUCAGCCCACAAACACACAGUUGUUCAGGGUUCAAAUUUACAUGGGCUUGGGAUGAAAGGAUUGGUAUGUUGAUCAUUGUCAGUAAUUCAAGGGGAGAAUUAUGUAACAGCUGAUCAUUUUACAAGAUUUAGGUCUUUUGCAUGCAUUGAACAUUGAAGAGUAAUAAGAAUGAGCCAAACAAAAUGUGUAAGAAACAUUUAAGAUUAAUUUUCCAUUUGACCAUAGUAGUAAAUGACCUACUGUUUUUCAUCAUUGAAGCCGAUGUACACAUAAUUAUAUGUCAGUAACAAAUAAAACCAAUUUUUCCAGUGUUACAGGUA
Orbicella faveolata is the source of this 2923-nucleotide messenger RNA. Its product is annotated as golgin subfamily A member 7-like. Gene Ontology annotation, biological process: protein targeting to membrane; peptidyl-L-cysteine S-palmitoylation. NCBI's taxonomy places the organism in Eukaryota, Metazoa, Cnidaria, Anthozoa, Scleractinia, Merulinidae. The record is from RefSeq and is a predicted model, not a curated record. Gene Ontology annotation, cellular component: palmitoyltransferase complex.